Oncorhynchus keta (chum salmon) is the source of this 4201-nucleotide messenger RNA. Its product is annotated as TGF-beta receptor type-2. Gene Ontology annotation, biological process: heart development; transforming growth factor beta receptor signaling pathway; protein phosphorylation. The transcript has 10 exons. Gene Ontology annotation, molecular function: transforming growth factor beta receptor activity, type II; SMAD binding; ATP binding. Bases 313 to 2097 code for a protein of 594 amino acids. Gene Ontology annotation, cellular component: signaling receptor complex; plasma membrane. The record is from RefSeq and is a predicted model, not a curated record. NCBI's taxonomy places the organism in Eukaryota, Metazoa, Chordata, Actinopteri, Salmoniformes, Salmonidae.
AUUAGUAUUAUUUCAUAUAACCUACUAUGAUCCUACUACACGUCCCGUGUCAACCCAAAUUCUACUGGGUUUAGGAUCCGAUUAAUGAAGUCCAGUUCCUGGGCGGGUCCCUUAACACAGCUGGAUGAAAAACAUCUGGAUCCGCCUACACGGAACUCCAGCCAAAAGCCCCGAGCCCAACCAGUUGUUUCACUGAAUACGACUUCAAUAAGCUAAAUGAACGUCUAUCUUACUACUCACGUUCCCAAAUACAUAGACAAAUACAGUGCGACCACGACGUUUUAAUCAGGUUAUUUUUUUAAUGUCAAUAUUAUGGGGUGCUGGAGAUUCUCGGCAGUGAAUAUUGUUCUUCUGUCUUUCUGUCUUCCUAUCCUCUCCUUCACACACAUCAAGACCAACCUGUGUAAGUGGUGUGACUACUCCAGCCCUAUCUGUGAGGACAGUGUGUGUUAUACCAACUGCUCCCUCUCCUCCUUCUGUACUCUGAGUGAAGAGAUUUGCAUUGCAAUAUGGCGGAAGGACAAUGAGAGUAUGAGUGUGAAGACGUUAUGCCACCAGCCCCAGCAGCCACUGGAGAAUAUCAUGUUGUCAAACUACUCCUCCAACGAGUGUGUGAUGGCUCCUCAGCCCUCUGAGGAUGGGGUCCUGUUCGUUUGUGGCUGCCUAGGAGAACACGAGUGCAACGAUAAGCUUAUAUUCGACAAGGGCUCCAAUGAUUUUUCCAAGCUCAAGAGUAAAGAUGUGAUUCCAGUGGUGGUGAUCAGCCUGGUCCCUCCCUGUUUAGUGGCUAUCAUCGCUACCAUGGCUUUCUACCUGUACCGUACCAGACAGCCCGGCAAGCAGCCCAAAGACUGGGCUCCCAAACGCACACACUACCAGGCCUUGGACAUCCCAGAGGGACUCAGUGGGGAGGCCAUCACCGGCGGUGAGGACUGCCAUGGCAAGCUGUCAGCCAUCAAUAGCGACGCUACAUCUGACAUGUCUCCCGUCCGGGCCCAUAACUUCAACCACAGCACGGAGCAGCUACCCAUCCAGCUAGAAGCCUUGGUGGGGAAAGGGAGGUUUGCUGAGGUGUGGCGGGCCAGGCUCCACCACCAGGCAGCUGGUCCUCAGUAUGAGACGGUGGCAGUGAAGAUCUUCCCGUCUGUGGAGUAUGUGUCCUGGAGCAACGAGAGGGCCAUCUUCUCUGAUGCCAACCUGGAGCAUGAAAAUGUGGUUCAAUUCCUGACAGCAGAGGAGCGAGGGCCCUCCGGCUCCCCUCAGAGGCAGUACUGGCUGGUCAUGGCCUACCACGGCCUGGGAAACCUACAGGACUUCCUGGCGGGCCAUGUAUUGAGCUGGGCUGAGCUGUGUGCUAUGGCUGGGUCGGUGGCUCGAGGAUUGGCCCACCUCCACAGUGACACCACCCCUUGUGGGAUCCCCAAGGUGCCGGUGGCCCACCGUGAUCUGAAGAGCAGCAACAUCGUGGUAAAAAGCCGGAGAGAGUGUGCCCUCUGUGACUUUGGUCUGGCUCUGAGACUGGACCUCUCCCUCACCGUGGAUGACUUUGCCAACAGUGGCCAGGUGGGUACAGCUCGCUACAUGGCCCCUGAGGUGUUGGAGUCCAGAGUGAAUCUGGAGGAUCUGGAGGCUUUUAAACAGAUGGAUGUCUACUCCAUGGCCCUGGUCCUCUGGGAAAUGGUGUCCCGCUGUGAAGUCAUAGGAGAGGUUAAGAGUUACGAGCCGCCGUUUGGCUCUAAGGUGUGUGACCAGCCGUGUGUGGACAGCAUGAGGGACCUGGUCCUGAGGGACAGAGGCAGACCUGAGAUACCCACCAGCUGGACAACACAUCAGGGGAUGAAUCUACUGUGUGCCACCAUCACUGAGUGUUGGGACCAUGACCCAGAGGCCAGGCUCACAGCCCACUGUGUGGUGGAGCGCUUUGGAAGUCUAGAAGAGGAGAUGGAGCAGGAGGUGUUAGACGCUGUCAACAACAGCCAGGAGUGUCCUCCCUCUGACACCUUCCCUGACUCCACCGGCUGUGAUGUGGACCCUCUGGCCCCUGAAACAGAUACAGAAGGGACCCUCAUCCCUGGGCAGAUAAGUGAGAUAUUAUAAGGAGGACUUAAACUUGAUCACCAAAAAGAGACAUCUUUGUAUGAUAGAUUGAAGGCACUCUACCCUAUGAACAAAGAGGAAAAAAUAUUUUUUCUAUGAUAGAUUGUAUCCUUUGAAGGAGCUGGUCUCCGGAUUGAUUUGUAAUAUAACCUUUAUGAAGUGUCUUAUGAAUGCACGUAUGAACUUUUGCCACUGAAGAGAUUCUUUCUGCCCCUUGGAAAGUUGUGUGUACAGGAUUCAGGGAACAGAGCAAACAAGCAGACCACAAAUCAUUAUCCCAACUUCACUAUCACACUGCAACAUGUACAUUUUACCAAUAAUCCAAAAAGCAGAUUAGUUUCCAAAUCUGAAGUACAUACAUCCUAUAAUGAAUGAUCACAUGGAUCUGUUCUAAAUGCAGGUUGACGUUUAUUUUCAUGAAUCUUGUCCUGGAGGCAGAACUGAGCUAUUUCCGCUUAGAUAGGCUAGCUGCAAAGAAAGAAAUGGGCUAUUAUUUAAUUUUAGUUUAGGGUUAGGCAUAAGGGUUAGCAGUGUGGUUAAGAUUAGAUUUCAAAUCAGAUUUUAUGACUGUGGCAGCUAGUGACCACUCUGCAGAGCUGCCUCCAGAACAGGGUUCAUGAUAGAAAAAUGCAAAUUGCACUUAAAAUGGAACCUUAUUCCCUACAGAUUGCACUACUUUUGACCAGAUUCCUAUGGCUCUGCACUAUAUAGGGAAAUAGGAUGCCAUUUGGGACGUACAAAUGUUUAUUAUUUGCUAAAGUAUAGAGAGCACUACGUUUUGACAACCUUCAUUGGUGUACCAGCUAUUUAAAUUGGUCCUUGCUCCUAUUGGAGAUAAUUUACUAUCAUUUGUUUUUAAAAAUGAGUUUUCCAUUGCCUUCUCAGUGUGUAGCCUCAAACAGUGGUGUGGUUCUCAUUCCCCUUAAUAUAUCCUAAAUGGCUCCCUAUGUCCUACAUACUGUGGUGCACUACUUUAAACCAGUUAGCGCAGAGCUGAGAGGUUUGCAUUUUUCUAAGAGUUUCAUUCUGAUUAACCACAAGAUGCUCUGACUACAAAUGGUGAAUGCUGUUAUAUAGGCUAGAGACCACAACACACAAGCUAACAGGGUGAAAUGCCUUUUUUAAGAUGAAUGAGAACCAAGGAGCUUUUAAUGAUCAUUUGAACUGAUAGCUGUACACAAGGACUUUCUAAGGAUACUUUGAUCCGUUUGUAGCUAUUGCAUACAACUACAUUGUCAAGGCUCGUUUUUCCCCACCAUGUGAACCAUGUGACUGCCUUCAUCUGUUUACUGAGACACAUAAUUAAUUUGUUUAAUUCAAAUCUGAUGUCUGAGCAUUAUUAAGAGGGCAUGAUCUAUCUUUAUAUACUAUGCAUCAGAGAACUCACAGUAAGAGCGACUGCUCUCCCAGACAGCCUGGUAUGACACUCAGAUCUACACCAAUUCAGUCAUUCACUGACUCUCUUGCUUCAAAGGUAAUGUUAAAAUCUUUUAUCACACUAACCGAGCGGACUAAAAUAAUUAAAACAGGAGUUGGUGUAGAUUUGAUUACGCCAUUAAGAAGAUCAAUAGCUUUUUCGCAUAGAACUAAUCAAUGGCUGGGAAAGAAGCACUGUCUAAUUGUGAGAGGCAUGGCAGUGACAUACUCUUUGAAUCAUGAGCUGGGUCGUGUUAGAUUGGCACAAAUGGAAGAAAACAAGGUGAAAUGUAAAAGUACUCCCUUAGCCUUUAUUGGACAAGUCUAUUUUUUGAUUUCCGUUGCUACGGCGUGCCCUAAUGAACACAACCAAGGUUAACCCUCUUCCCUUGGGAAUGGUCAAGUUUGAGGAUGCACAGUAAGACCAUGGCCUUAACUAUAUGGAGAAAUAUCUAAGUAUGAUAUUAAUGAACUAUGCAGAAGACUAAAGAAUGAGGUUAUUGAACUUCUGAUGAAUGACCACAGAUAAAAACAAAAUUGUGAACUGGUUCCACAACAUGUUAGCUAUUUGUCUUGUAAAAUAGGUUAUGUAUCAGGUCUCUUAUUUUGUUACUAUUUGUGAGGGGGGGGAAACCCACCACAAAACUGUCAUAAAAAGACACAUUAAAAAGAACGUCAAGCAGCUUUA